AUUACUCCAAAGGCUUCGGUGGCCGCUACGGCGUGGAGAGGGACAAGGUGGACAAAGCGGCGGUGGGGUUCGACUACAAGAGCCAGACGGAGAAGCACGACUCUCAGAAAGAUUAUUCCGUGGGCUUUGGUGGGAAGUUUGGGGUCCAGAGGGACCGUCAGGACAAGGCUGCCUUUGGCUGGGACCAUCAGGAGGAGGUGCAGCCCCAUGCAUCCCAAACAGACUAUGCCAAGGGGUUUGGAGGCCGUUACGGGGUCCAGCAGGACAGAGUCGACAAG
This is a messenger RNA of Mesitornis unicolor (brown roatelo), 278 nucleotides long. RefSeq names its product src substrate cortactin-like. Gene Ontology annotation, biological process: regulation of actin filament polymerization. The record is from RefSeq and is a predicted model, not a curated record. The transcript has 3 exons. The annotation marks the transcript as partial. Gene Ontology annotation, molecular function: actin filament binding. Gene Ontology annotation, cellular component: cortical actin cytoskeleton; actin filament; plasma membrane. Lineage: Eukaryota; Metazoa; Chordata; Aves; Mesitornithiformes; Mesitornithidae.